Durusdinium trenchii is the source of this 973-nucleotide messenger RNA. The record is from the annotation of a GenBank genome assembly. NCBI's taxonomy places the organism in Eukaryota, Dinophyceae, Suessiales, Symbiodiniaceae.
GAACACGCGGUGCAUAAGCGAACGAAAUUAGCAGGAAACUGAAACCAAACGCUUCAGCCAAACAACUUCAAUUGCCAUGAUUGGUGCCCUUGCAGCCGUUGGAUCUCCACCCUGCCCCGCUCUGGGUGUGCACAACCAGACAGGAUUUUUCUUCAGCACUCUCUUUAAUCAAAGGCGCAAUGUCACAUGAUAGCGUUUAUGCUGACUUGCACGCUGGACUGUUUCUCCUUUAACUUAUGUCAAUUUUCGCAGCUAGGCCGGUGCAUGGGAAUGUGGUCAGGCAUCAGAAGGUCUCCUCAGUUUCGAGCAGCAGCUUCAGGUGCGAAGCCUGGUGUGCGGCUGGCGACCUCUGAACAAAUCGUUGGGUUUACCAUCAAGGAGUACAAAGGUCUUGUCAUGGGCUCCACGGUGCGCGCAAAAGAUGUCACGAAAGACAUAACCAGCGCUAUCACAGCGGUCUUUGGUGGGGAGCUUCCUCACUAUACACAGUUGAUGCAGGAUGCACGUGAAGAGGCAAUGUCACGCUUGGAGGACGAAGCAGUGAAGCUCGGCGCGAAUGCGGUUGUGAGCUUGAGACUCUCCUCAACCAACAUUGCGGCUAGCAUAGUGAUUCUAGCCAACUCUUCUGAAGUUAUGGUUUAUGGGACUGCUGUGGUCAUUGAGUGAUGCAAGAGUAAAAGAGCAAACAAGAAAAACUUUUGCACGAAGUGGAGGUCUGAAUGGCAUAAGCCAAACUUAGAUUUCUGCGCUUUGCGGGACGCGCGCGUGGCAAAGGCCCAACGAUCUUGAUAUCAGAAUCAGAAGGGCUGUAGGGCACGUGUGAGGUCCUUUCCAUGUGGUAACUUGGCCAUGCCGUUGCUGGCAAGGUGUUGUUGCCGUAAUCCUUCGUUCGGUUUGGCGAGAAUUUGACUCGCCAGUCAAGAGCAAACCGUAGGGUUGGCUCACAAUGCUGUUGCCCUGGCUUGCAUUGCGC